AUGGACAUAUUGGCUUGCAGAUCCGAAGAGAACAGUUAUAAUAUCCUCCCCUCUGCGGCAACGAUGCUUUUCCAUGGCCUCCCUGGAGGCGACGUGCACGGUGUGGUGGAAGAAAUGGACCGGAGAGGAAAGAGCGAGUCAGCAGCCAUCAGCUCAGCCAUCGAUAUGGGGGAAUCAGAGACGUCCAUGCCGUGUAUGACCAACGAGCGCGUGGCUCUGUGCGCGGGCUGCGGCAGGAAGAUCGCGGACCGCUACUACCUGCUGGCCGUGGACAAACAGUGGCACAUGCGCUGCCUCAAGUGCUGCGAGUGCAAACUCAACCUGGAGUCCGAGCUCACCUGCUUCAGUAAGGACGGCAGCAUCUACUGCAAGGAGGAUUACUACAGAAGAUUUUCGGUGCAGAGAUGCGCUCGGUGCCACCUGGGGAUCUCAGCCUCGGAGAUGGUGAUGCGGGCCCGGGACUUGGUCUACCACCUCAACUGCUUCACCUGCACCACCUGCAGCAAGAUGCUCACCACCGGGGACCACUUUGGCAUGAAGGACAGUCUGGUGUACUGUCGGCUGCACUUUGAGACUCUCAUCCAGGGAGAAUAUCAGACACAUUUUAACCACGCGGACGUUGUCCCGCAUAAAGGCCUGGGCCCGGCCAACACGCUCGGACUAUCCUACUUCAACGGCGUGGGGACAGUGCAGAAAGGACGCCCCAGGAAGAGGAAAAGCCCCGGGCCGGGGGCCGAGCUGGCUGCUUACAACGCAGCACUGAGCUGUAACGAGAACGACGGCGAGUCUAUGGACCGGGACUCCCAGUACAGCUCCAGUCAGAAGACAAAGCGCAUGCGGACGUCCUUCAAGCACCACCAGCUGAGGACCAUGAAGUCUUACUUUGCCAUCAACCAUAACCCAGACGCCAAGGACCUCAAGCAGCUCGCUCAGAAGACUGGCCUCACUAAGCGGGUGUUACAGGUCUGGUUUCAAAAUGCUCGGGCAAAGUUCAGAAGGAACCUGCUGCGGCAGGAGAGCACGGGGGUGGACAAAGCGUCUGACGGCUCCACGCUACAGGGUGGAACGCCGUCGGGUCCAGCCUCAGAGAUCUCCAACGCCUCCAUGAGCCCCUCUAGCACCCCUACCACCCUGACGGACUUGACCAACCCCACCAUGCCCACCGUCACCUCGGUGCUAACCUCAGUGCCGGGCGGCAUGGACGUCCACGAGUGCCGGAGCCCGUCACAGACCACACUGACCAGCCUCUUCUGA
This is a messenger RNA of Stegastes partitus (bicolor damselfish), 1254 nucleotides long. RefSeq names its product LIM homeobox 2b (gene lhx2b). Lineage: Eukaryota; Metazoa; Chordata; Actinopteri; Pomacentridae. The transcript has 5 exons. Gene Ontology annotation, cellular component: nucleus. Gene Ontology annotation, molecular function: DNA-binding transcription factor activity, RNA polymerase II-specific; RNA polymerase II transcription regulatory region sequence-specific DNA binding. Gene Ontology annotation, biological process: regulation of transcription by RNA polymerase II; neuron differentiation. The record is from RefSeq and is a predicted model, not a curated record. Bases 1 to 1254 code for a protein of 417 amino acids.